Molecule: messenger RNA, 578 nt
Organism: Telopea speciosissima
Lineage: Eukaryota; Viridiplantae; Streptophyta; Magnoliopsida; Proteales; Proteaceae
Product: 60S ribosomal protein L7-3-like
Exons: 3
Coding region: 1-459 (152 amino acids)
Biological process (GO): maturation of LSU-rRNA from tricistronic rRNA transcript (SSU-rRNA, 5.8S rRNA, LSU-rRNA)
Cellular component (GO): cytosolic large ribosomal subunit
Molecular function (GO): RNA binding; structural constituent of ribosome
Source: RefSeq, a predicted model, not a curated record
AUGGAAGUAGCAUUUACGGAAGUAGAGGAGUCGGAUCCGACAAAAGAAAGUGAGAAUAAGGAAUUUAGCUUGUCUCCAAGGAGGUUUGCUGAAAACAUCAUAAACUAUAAGCAGGGGGGAACCGAAAUUGUGACAUAUGGAUAUCCUAAUCUGAAGAGUGUCAAGGAGUUGGUUUACAAAAAGGGCUGUGGAAAUGAUAAUGGGCAGAGGGUUCCUCGCACUGAUAAUAACAUUAUUGAACAGGCACUUGGAAAUUAUGGUAUCAUAUGCAUAGAAGAUAUUGUACAUGAGAUUGCCACUGUUGGCCUACAUUUUAAAGAGGUUGUCAACUUUCUGUGGCCCUUCAAACCCAACAAGCCAGAAGAAGGUUUGCAGGGAAAGAAAAAGCUGUACAAAGAUGGGGGUGAUGCUGACAACCGUGAAGAUCUCGUCAAUGAACUCAUCACUAAGAUGAACUAACAUCACCAAUGGAAGUUCAUGUACCUUAGUAGAAGGUUAAAAUUUUUUAUCUGUCAUAUGUAGAGCACAGAGGACCUGCUGCCAAGCUUGAGCUUAAUGGCCUACUACUUCACAUAGCA